UUAAUAUGUGUAGUACUUAAUAAUUGAAAGUAACAUGUAUUAUAAACAAAAUAAUACUCAGUAGGGCGUACUUUUCAAUUAUUACUAUUGUUAUAAACAUUGUACUGUAAUUUAAUUUCAGUUGUAUAGUUGAAAAAAUAUACUAAAAAAUGUAAAAUUAUGCUACAAAGAUAAUUAUGCAUAUUCAACUGAGAAUUUAGCUAAUUGAAAAUGAUAAUUUAUUUUAUAAACUACAAAUAAUGGCACCAUCUAGAGAAGACAAAGAAGUGUUAAGUUGUACAUGCAACCUAACUCCUUUUGAUAUUCCUAAUAAAUAUUUAUCUAAACCAUAUGUUGAAUCAUUUCUCAGAGACCUAAAUAAUUUACGAAAAAAUCAUGUAUUCUGUGAUGUGCAACUUAUGUCUGAAGGAUAUUAUAUUGAUGCACAUAGAGCUGUUUUAGCAGCAAGUAGUCCAUAUUUCUAUGCAAUGUUUACCAAUGGAUUAUUAGAAGCUGGUAAAAAGACCAUUGAACUCCCAUCUGUUUCUCCUAAUAUUCUUGAAACAUUAAUUAAUUUUAUUUAUUCAGGUAAAAUAAAUAUUUACCAAAAUAAUGUUGAAGAAAUAAUGAUUGCAGCAGAUAUGUUAGAAUUAAAUGAUGCUGUUAGUUGUUGUACUGAAUUUUUAAAGAGUGAAAUAGAUUCUUCCAAUGCUGUAGGGCUUUUGAGAUUUGCAGAUAUGCACAAUUUCUCUGUUUUACAUAAGCUAUCUGAAGAUUUUAUAUUUGGAAAUUUUGUUCAAAUUUGUGAUGAAGAAGAGUUAGGUGAUUUAACUAAAGAUCAAUUUAUAAAGUUUUUAAAUAGUGAAUAUUUAUGUGUUGAUUCAGAGCAACAGGUGUUUCAUGCAGCUAUGAAGUGGAUUAAACAUGAUCUGUCUGAUCGCCGUAGAUAUAUUUUUGAAAUUUUAUCUUGUAUACGUUUACCUCUUAUUAAUACACAAUUAUUAGAACGUGAAAUUAAUGAAAAUACUGAUGCCAGUUUAAGAGUUGCUUUACGUUCGAUUUAUACUGAUAUUGCUGAACGUAUUGGUAAUCUAGUGUCUUUGCAAGUUGAACCACGUUUAGGAGCAAAAAAAGAUAUAUACAUCAUAGGCGGUUCAAAAAGAGAAAUAUGUAGUGCUUGGUCUCGCUAUUCAGAAUCUACAUUUGAAUCUGUAGUCAAAUUCAACACAUUUAGAAAAGAAUGGUGUGAUAUAAAACCCAUGAAUAUAGGUAGAAUUAUGCCUGGCGUUGCUAUAUUAAAUGGUUGUAUUUACGUUGUGGGUGGUGAAAAUGAAUCGCUUAUUUUAUCAAAUGGUGAAUGCUAUAACCCUACUGAAGAUAAAUGGAGUCCUGUUGCUGGAAUGACAGUUCCUCGAUGUGAAUUUGGAAUGGCUGCUUUAAAUGGAUAUUUAUAUGCAAUCGGUGGAUGGGUUGGUGAUGAUAUUGGAGGAUCUAUAGAAAUUUAUUCUCCAUCAUUAAACCAUUGGACAAUGUGCAGUAGUGUAUUACCAGAACCACGUUUUAGUAUGGGAGUUGUUUCAUUUGAAGGGUUAAUUUACAUAGUUGGUGGAUGUACUCGAACUAAGCGUCAUCUUCAAGACUUAUUAAGCUAUAACCCUGUGACUGGGGAAUGGUCUAUAUUAGCUCCUAUGUUGGUACCUAGAAGUCAAAUGGGUGUUGCUGUCCUAGACAAACAUUUAUAUGUUGUUGGUGGCAUAACUAGUAAUAAUGAAGUGUUAAACUUAGUAGAACGAUAUGAUUUUGAAGAAAAUUCUUGGGACUUUGUAAGUCCAAUGAAAGGUAAGCGUGCAAGCCCAGCUGUAGCUGCUGCAGAUGGUAUGCUAUAUGUAAUAGGUGGAGAUAUUACUCACACUAUUAAUUCAUACAGGUCACAAAUAACAAUUUCUACUGUAGAAAGGUACAAUAGUUCAACAUCCCAAUGGGAAGAAUUACCUCCUCUACCAGAAUCUAGAAGUGAAGCUGGAGUUGCUGUAUUAUAAAAUAAUACAAAAACAAUUAUUUAAAAUGAAUAUUUUAAAUUUUGGUGGGGCACAAAAAUGCACAAAAAUGUUAAUUGUUAAAACAAUCAUUCUAAAUUUUAUUUUUACCAAUUACAUAGUGAGGCGUUAAAAUGACUAAUUUUAAAAAUUCAAUUAUAAAAUGAAAAAUGAAUAAAAAUUAACCAUUAAAAAAAAAAAUGUUAUAUUUUA
Messenger RNA from Daktulosphaira vitifoliae (grape phylloxera), 2228 nucleotides. Its product is annotated as actin-binding protein IPP. The transcript is spliced from 10 exons. The record is from RefSeq and is a predicted model, not a curated record. The coding region runs from base 240 to 2018 and encodes 592 amino acids. Lineage: Eukaryota; Metazoa; Arthropoda; Insecta; Hemiptera; Phylloxeridae. Gene Ontology annotation, molecular function: protein binding.